Molecule: messenger RNA, 6429 nt
Organism: Xiphophorus couchianus (Monterrey platyfish)
Lineage: Eukaryota; Metazoa; Chordata; Actinopteri; Cyprinodontiformes; Poeciliidae
Gene: sox5
Product: SRY-box transcription factor 5
Exons: 15
Coding region: 205-2565 (786 amino acids)
Biological process (GO): cell fate commitment; positive regulation of chondrocyte differentiation; regulation of transcription by RNA polymerase II
Cellular component (GO): nucleus
Molecular function (GO): RNA polymerase II cis-regulatory region sequence-specific DNA binding; DNA-binding transcription factor activity, RNA polymerase II-specific
Source: RefSeq, a predicted model, not a curated record
AGAGGCACAGAGAAAGACGGAGAGGGAGGGUGUGAGGCUGGAAGUGUGUGAGCAGAGAGAGAGAGAGAGUGAAAGAGAGCGGGAGCAAGAGAGAGGGAGAGAGAGAAACAGCAGUGUGUGUGAGAGGUUGAAGGAUCACUUCAAUCCCGUCUUGUUUUUGGGGGAGACUAACCUUGUUCAUCUGAAGCAUUGUCGGACUGUUUUAUGUUGUUGUUGUCGAGAGAGACGGACCCUUACUCCAGCAUGCUCACUGAGCCUGAGCUACCUCAGGAGUGUAACAGGAUGUCUUCCAAGCGACCAGCCUCUCCAUAUGGGGGGACAGAUGGAGAGGUAACCAUGGCAACCAGCAGACAGCGAGUGGAGGACGAGGAGAGCGAGGGACCGGGCGGUGUCAUCCACCUCCCUCUGGCCUCCUACUGCGGAAAGGUGUCCCCUCACUCGCCCCCCAGCCGCCACUUGGAUAGCCCCCCCAGCACGGAGCACGAUGGCAUCAAGGGGAGCUCUCUGAGUCCUUACCCACAGCACAACGCUACCUCACCAGGCAAAGAGGAGGGUGGAGGCGGGGGGAGACCCUGCAGUGACGGCGGCUCGGCAACCGGCACCCUGGGGACCCCCGAGAGACGCAAGGGCAGCCUGGCGGACGUCGUGGACACGCUGAAGCAACGCAAGAUGGAGGAACUGAUCAAAAACGAGCCAGAAGAGGCCCCCAGCAUUGAGAGGCUGUUGUCAAAGGACUGGAAGGAUAAACUUUUGGCCAUGGGCUCAGGGCACAUCGGAGAAAUUAAAGGUACCCCAGACAGCCUGGCGGAGAAAGAGCGCCAACUCAUGGGCAUGAUUGGCCAGUUGAGCAGCCUGAGGGAGCAGCUUCUGGCGGCGCACGAGGAGCAGAAGAAGCUGGCCGCCUCACAAAUGGAGAAGCAGAGGCAGCAGAUGGAGCUGGCCAAGCAGCAGCAGGACCAGAUUGCCCGGCAACAGCAGCAGCUUCUGCAGCAGCAACACAAAAUCAACCUCCUGCAGCAACAAAUCCAGCAGGUCCAGGGCCAGCUCCCUCCACUGAUGAUUCCCGUGUUUCCUCCUGACCAGCGGACCCUGGCGGCCGCCGCAGCCCAGCAGGGCUUCCUGAUGCCCCCUGGCUUCAACUACAAGCCUGGCUGCAGUGACCCCUACCCUCUCCAGCUCAUCCCCACAACAAUGGCCGCCGCCACGCCCGGCCUGGGGCCCCUGCAGCUACAACAGUUGUACGCAGCUCAGCUGGCGGCCAUGCAGGUCUCCCCGGGGACGAAGCAGCACGGUGGCAGCCUCGCGCCCCAAGCCAACCUGGGCGCUCACUCCCCACCCACCAACUCACAUCCACAGGGCGACAAGAACCGCAGCUCCCCACCUUCAAACAAAAACAAGGACAGUGAGGGUGCACAGCCACUGAACCUGUCGGCCAAGCCUAAGGCAUCCGAGAGCAAGUCACCCAACUCCCCCCCAACUUCCCCACAGGUUCCCGCUGCCGCUGCCGCCACCACCAAGCUGGGUCCCGCCGGCUCCGUGAAGCACAGCGCCGUGCCCUCCAGCAUCGGAGCGCCGUCCACCAGAGUCAGCUCAAUAGCAGACUUGUUGUCUUCGUUGUCGUCGACAGCCUACCUGAACGACCACGAGGCCGUGAGCAAGGCCUUCGCCGAGGCCCGGCAGAUGAAGGAGCAGCUGAAGGGGGAGCAGCAGGCCCUGGACGCCAAGAUGGCCUCCGUCAGCAACCUCAGCCUCAACAACGGCCGCUCCGACAAGGACAAAGCUGCCUUGGAGAGUUUGAGUCAGCAGCUGAAGCAGCAGGCCGACGACAAGUUCAGCCACGCCAUGCUGGACUUCACCAUGAGUGGAGACUCCGACGGAUCCCCCAGCGUGUCUGACUCCAGAAUAUUUCGGGAAACGCGUGGCAGGAACAACAACGAGCCGCACAUUAAGCGGCCGAUGAACGCCUUCAUGGUUUGGGCCAAGGACGAGAGGCGGAAGAUCCUACAAGCCUUCCCAGACAUGCACAACUCCAACAUCAGCAAGAUCCUCGGUUCGAGAUGGAAAGCCAUGACCAACCUGGAGAAGCAGCCUUACUACGAGGAGCAGGCUCGCCUCAGCAAGCAGCACCUGGAGAAAUACCCGGACUACAAGUACAAGCCGCGGCCCAAACGCACCUGCCUGGUGGACGGCAAGAAGCUGCGCAUCGGCGAGUACAAGGCCAUCAUGAGGUCCCGCAGGCAGGAGAUGAGACAAUACUUCAGCGUAGGGCAGCAGGGCCAGCUGCCCUUAUCCUCUGCAGGCAUGGUCUACCCAGGUGCCCUUUCAAUGGCAGGGAUGCCCUCCCCCCAGAUGCCCUCAGAGCACUCAAGUAUGUCCAGCAGCCCAGAGCCCAACGCCAACCACCACCAGAACCCCCACAUGCCCGGACUGAAGGGGGACGAGCCACGGAUCAAGGAGGAGGAGCUGCGGCUAGACGACAGCAACGGUGACGUGUACGAUGAUUUUGACUAUGAGGACGAAGAGGCCGACUACGCCAGCGACAACGACAACCAUAUCCCCCAUUAAGGCGGCACCGGUCACUGCCGGUGGCGCUCUAAAGAUUCUAAACACAUCAGUCAGGAAGAGGAGUUUGUAUUUCGCCAAUCACCUCCAGUUUAAAAGAUAAAAACACCUCCCAUCCCCUCUUCUCCUGACUGACACGGACUCUUUCGGCAGAGCCAGCUCCCUUUCCCCUCCCACUGGAGUCCUGAUACCAGCAUCUGAUCAAUCAAUGGAAGCACAGGACCUGUCACUCACACUGACUGUUACACAUGCUGGAGUCUGGGAGGAAGCCAGUUUAAAGCUCACUAAGGAAUAUUCAAGUACUACUGCGAGAGUGUGAUGCCACAAGUGAGAAGACGUUUAUAAAAAUCAACCCUUUUCAGUCCAAUCUGGAGGGAAAGGAGACAUUUUAAACUGAAAAACUAAAACAGCGGACCUGUCAAAGGCUAACAGAUGACACUUUAGGACGGCAGACCUGUUUAUUAUCAAGAGACACUUUUAAGAAACAGCUUUUUUUGUUCUUUGGUUCUAUAAUAUUCUCACUCAGGUACACGGUGCCAAUAAGUGGCUUGUGAAUGUGAUUUGUUGUUUUUUGUGCUACAAGUUCGAAUAAUAGAAAAAAAGAGACGUUUCUUUUUUUUCCCCUCCCUUUUGUUGUAAAGCACCUGAAAGACAUCAGACCUUUAUUUUUAACUGAAUCCUCAGCCUAGCGGUGUGCUAUCGGUGUCUCCACUCGCCUCUUUCUCUCCCUCCACCGCUCAGGGGGAGGAGACAGAGGGGACCCGAUCGAGGGGGGGAAGCGUCCCGGAGAGGAAUUGAAAGCACUGUGUUUGUGAGACAAUCCACGAGUUUUCUUCUCACUCCGUCCCUCCUGUCUCCAUCUCGAUAUCGUGUAGGGCAAAAAAAAAAGAAAAGAAGUUUAAAAAUCAUCAUCAGCACGACUCCUGAAACAUCCGACAGGUGCGCGUCGGUGUGUGUUGCUUACAGCACUUUUGUUUUUGGUUUAGAGCAACAACAAAAAAAGGCGCUAAAACAAAAUCUUGAAGGAUAAGAAACUUGUUCUGCUGCUGUUAAUGCGCUGUAACACACACACACACUCUCUCUCUCACGCACACACACACACACACACAGAAAGCUAUUGUUGUGUCUAAGUGUUUUCUGCUCCCUCCAAUCAACGUCAUCCUGCUGUAAGCCAGUGGGUGGAGCCGGAGUGCAGUCAGUGUUUCUGUAUUUUAUUAUUAUUUUUCUUUAAAACUGCCUCUAGUCUAAUAUUAUUAUUAUUAUUAUUAUUAACCAUAAUUAAGAGGAUGGUCAGCGUUUCCUGAGUUAAGUAAGUUAUGUACAGUAUAAUUUAUUUUUCUCCUCCUUAUCAGGUUUUUGUGACCGUAUGAAACGGUCACUGAAACAUUAUUCUAUUUAGCUGGUAGGAUUUAGAUUUAAGCAGAAGUUGUUCUUUUACCUUGCUUUGUUUUUGUUUGUUUGUCUUUCUUUUCCCCUCCUAAAUCUGUUUUGACUUGUAUUAACCCCUGCGGACGGAUGUGUGGCUCAGUUAGGACAGCGAGCUCCUCUAAAGACGCUGAAGACUUUUUUUUUAUGUCCAUGCCCAUUUCUACGAAGCACUCAGACUCUCUGCAGUCAGAGAUAAAGAACAUUAAUAUUUUUUAUUAUUAUUGUUAUAAUUUUAUUUGUAAUGAUUAUCACCAUGUACAAUGUGAAGGUUUCCUCUUUUUUUGUUGUUGUUUUCUUUGAGAAUGAUUUGAAGGAUUUCUGUGAACAAAGACCUGUCCCCGUUUACUAGCUGAGCCGCUGAGCCGAGACGCAGUGAAACAUCUGCUGGGAUCCUCACGUCCACAGCCCCGCCCAGAGGUUUACAUACUCUUGAUCGGCAUGAAUGUCAACUGAUUAACACAUUUGAACAUUUCUUAUUUUAAGCUGGACUGAUAAGAUAUAUAUAUAUAAACAUGAAUUUUUAAAAAAGGAAUAUGUUGUAUAAAACAAGAGUCAGAAUUGUGUCUUAUAUGUCUUGUUAAACACACCUUAGCAAGUUGUACACAUUUUCCCAAGCCAUGAAAUUGUAUUUUCAUAAUUCUGUCUGAUUAUUGACCACUGGCUCUUUAAAUUGCUCAGUUUGCAUGAAGACUCCAGCAUAGGCCAUACGUUAUAAAUCGGGCUAAAAUUGGGAGUGGUCAGCAAACAAUGCUAGCCUGCUUUAACUAUUCUGAAACCAGUUUUGAACGUUUAUAAUUGGUUGCUUCCAACAGGAUAACCAAUUUUUGUAACCAUCUAGCAGAAUCACUGACAUCAAAACAUUUGCACAACAUGAUGUGUAGCAGUUGGUGCAGUUUUCUUAAUUUUACAAGCAUCACCUCGAAUCCUCCAAUCAAUCUUGCUAAUCUUUACCUGAAGAAAUUUAAGACCAUGCAGUAGAACUUCAGCCAUUGUGGUUUCUGGGUUGUUCCAGAAGAUUCUAACCAAUUUCUCCUCAUUCAACGAAUAGCUGCACAUUAAGACACAGUUGGGUGUCCCAAACUCACGUAAAAUCUAGCUCUGGAGUACAACUGCCCACCAUUGCGCGUCUGGAUUGGCCCUGACAAUAUGCAUAUUCAAACCUUUCAUUUCGGACCGCAUCAAGAUGAUGAAUGUUCUCAAAGGGGCUGUAGAACGGCUUAUGUAAUGAUAAAACUAUCAGUUAAAAUUUAAUAAUUUUAACAUCUUUUCACACUGAUCUAAUUUGGUCCUAUACAAAGAAAAACUGAUUUUAGUCGACUGAUAAAAUAGUACACAGCUUAUCUUAAUGUUCAGUUUAUGUGGGUCUAUUUUUUUUUAUUUACUCUAAUUUAAGAGUUAUAGAUAUUUAAUUCAUCAUCUAAACUCCCUUAUUUGACAUUCAUGCUGAUUAGAGUAUUCAACCGUCUUCACGCACAAUCACAAUCACUAAAACACACUCCGACAAUAUAAAGAGGUUAUUAUUGAAACUAAACAAAUCCUAUGCUGUUUGCUUUUUUCAACCCUGUACAUAUCUAGAAUGUUUUUGUAAUAGCAGUGAUUUUCUUUCAUCCAAUCAUCAUCAUUAUCACAGGAGAGCAGUGUUUACUCUGACCCAGCAGGAGUGUUUCACCGUGUCGGCAUGCGAGGCGGCCCGGCGGUAUCUCUAACCUCCCUCAUCAGGAGCCCUUUGCUUUGUUUGAGCUCCACGCGACGCUACAGGAGCCAUGACUACUCUUCAGGUGUGACGUCGCUUAAUGAUCCCCAAAACCCCCCUAUCUAUUUUUUCUUCAUCUUCUUUAAAUCGCUAUAUAAAUGUUCCACAUAAAGAGCUUCUGGGUCUUAAUUAUGCUGUAAAGUCACCCCUGUUAUCACCACACUGUUGCUGGAGAGAGGAAUCAGGAGAGCGUGUGGGGCAUUAAAGACAUCAAUCAUCCCUGCUGGCAAGGUCUGUCCCCAUGACAAGACAAUGAAAAUAUUAUUUAAGACAAUCAAGUCACGAGUGGAGCUCACAACAAAGUAAGAAUUAUUACAACAAAAAACUAUCUUACCAUCUCAACUUGAAAAAAAAAAAUCAAGAAAGAUAAUUAUGUAAAUAUAACAUAGAGUUAUAGAUUUAUAUUUUGUUCAUAACACAGUGUAAUAUAAGUUGUAUAUUUCUUUUUUUUUUGGUUUUCUCUCCCUACUGUCUCUUUUAUUGAUGUUUAUUCAUGCCACAGAAAAGUGGAGUCGCAGUACUCUCUCAAAAAAAUGAAAAAAAUAUCAACGAAAUAAAGAAAAACAGGAAAAACAACAAAAAAAAUCCGUGGGCUGCCACCACCAUCUGUUCUGAGUUCACUUUUUUUUUUUUCAGUAUUACUGCCAGACGAGGCUCUAAUAAAGACAGCAAUGUGUUGAGUAAAA